Cyprinus carpio (common carp) is the source of this 4033-nucleotide messenger RNA. RefSeq names its product enhancer of polycomb 1b (gene epc1b). Lineage: Eukaryota; Metazoa; Chordata; Actinopteri; Cypriniformes; Cyprinidae. Gene Ontology annotation, biological process: regulation of transcription by RNA polymerase II. The record is from RefSeq and is a predicted model, not a curated record. Gene Ontology annotation, cellular component: piccolo histone acetyltransferase complex.
CGCUCGCUCCCGUCUCUUCGCGCGCCACGAGCGCAUGCGCUGUAAGCCCGUGUGGGAAUGGCUGAUCUGGGAUCGGGGGGUUGGGCCGCUGAACACGAGCGGACCGUUAAAGAGUGUUUUUAAUGUCCGCCAUGAUGGCCAUGGCGCACUGAGCCUGGAAUCAGGGACCGGAGCGCGCUGGAAGCACACACCGAGAGAGAGCGACCCACAGCCGGCCUCGCGCCUCCGCUCGCCCCGCCAGCUCCACCGAGCGACCCGUGCGCUUCUGGACACCGAACCGGCAUCAUCCAUGAGAACUUUAAUCGGACCAGUAGGGAACAUUAGGGGAUCGGAUAGAUUUAUGCUGCAUCUCGAAUUAUAAAGAAAAAUGAGUAAACUGUCGUUUCGGGCGCGAGCGCUGGACGCUUCCAAGCCUCUACCCGUCUUCCGCUGCGAGGACCUGCCCGACCUGCACGAAUAUGCGUCUAUUAACCGCGCAGUGCCACAGAUGCCCACGGGGAUGGAGAAAGAGGAGGAAUCGGAACACCAUCUCCAGCGGGCCAUCUCUGCUCAGCAGGUGUACGGGGAGAAGAGGGACAACAUGGUGAUUCCUGUCCCAGAGGCUGAGAGCAACAUCGCCUACUACGAGUCCCUCUACCCAGGGGACUUCAAGAUGCCCAAACAGCUCAUUCACAUACAGCCGUUCAGUCUGGACACCGAACAGCCGGAUUAUGACCUGGACUCUGAGGAUGAGACGUUUGUAAAUAAACUGAAGAAGAAGAUGGACCUGGGAGCCCUGCAGUUUGAAGAGAUGAUCGACCGGCUGGAGAAAGGCAGCGGACAGCAGCCGGUGUCUCUGCAGGAGGCCAAACUCUUGUUAAAGGAGGAUGAUGAGCUGAUAAAGGAGGUAUACGAGUACUGGAGCAAGAAGAGGAAAGCAUGUCAGAGCGGCUCUCUCAUUCCUGUCGUCAAACAGGAGAAGCGUGAUGGCUCCAGCACCAGUGACCCAUAUGUGGCCUUCAGGCGCAGGACAGAGAAGAUGCAGACACGAAAGAAUCGUAAGAAUGACGAAGCUUCUUAUGAGAAGAUGCUGAAGCUGCGUAGGGACCUGAGCCGAGCCGUCACAAUCCUGGAGAUGAUCAAGAGACGAGAGAAGAGCAAACGAGAGCUGCUGCACCUCACACUGGAGAUUGUAGAGAAGAGGAACAACAUGGCUGAUUUUGGAGGCGAGGUGAUGGCGGAGGUUCUGGCUCAGAGAGCUCUGGAGAAACCAGUCAUCCCUCUGAUCCCAAUCACCAACAGCAACCAGUACAGACACACAGAGCAUGACCGGGACUACAAGAUCAAGAUGGAUAAACCAGAGGUUGUGCGGCAGAAACGGAAGUAUGAGAAGAAGGCCAAACCAUUGCCAUUGGCAGGCUCUGCCCAUUCAGGCCCAGCAGUCUUUAACACUAAAGAUCUCAAUCAGUAUGACUUUCCCAGUUCAGACGAUGAGCCCUACUCACAGAUGUUCUCUGGCUCUUCAGAGGUUGAGGAGGAGAACGAUCCAGAUGGUGUGUUUGGGUUCAGGAGGAGAACAGGCUGUCAAUAUCAUGCUGCACGUUCAGGACCUGUGGGUGGUUGGCCCUGGUCAGACCCUGCCGAGGGUGAGGUGGCAGAUGUGCGAUAUCGCUAUUCUCUCACCACGCUCACGGUGCCGCGACGAUGCCUGGGUCUGGCACGUCGGCGAGUGGGAAGAGGGGGCAGGGUCUUGUUGGACCGAGCCCACUCUGAAUGGGAUACUGUGUAUCAUGGGCUGGACCCGGACUCCCCCACAUUCCCAUCGUUGUCUCCCACCCAGCAGCCCAGCACGGAUACCUCACACACCAGCACAGAUACCUCUGCCCCCUCCUCCACCUCACCAGACCUCACACAAAUCUUGCUCAAUAUCAAAGCCUGUCGCUGGAGGCAUUUCAAGCCUCGGAUGGCACCGCCAGAUGACCCCGACAAUCCUGAGCACUGGUCCGCACGGAGACCCCGUCGUGGCUUCCUCAUCCGCCCUAUCAGCACGCUUCAGACACAGAGAGGCCCUGCCUCCUCCGCCAAACCACGUGUCGCUCCACCCACACCCGCUUUCACAGCGGAGCAGUACCAGCAACACCAGGAGCAGCUGUCACUGAUGCAGAAGCAGCAGCUUGAACAGGUUCAGCUACAGCAGCAGGCCGGCAGCACAGCCAUCACUAACAACCCCCAGAGUUUGGUGUCAAAGACGAUAGACGCUGCCAGUGCUCAGUUUGCUGCCUCUGCACUAGUGACUCCUGACCAGCUGAUGGCGCUCAAGAGUAAAGAGGAGGGAGUUGGUGUCAAUGGAGUCGUCUCGGCCUCAGGCGUCUAUAAGGGCUUACAUCACACAAGCUCUUCAAUGUCGUCCCUCCUUCCGUCUGCGGGCCCUACCUCCACCUCAUCCCCCUCUCCCGCCUCCACCACCACUAACAACGGAACCUCCUCAGCCAAUCACCACGUUGGCACGGCUGGCCCCGCCCCUGGUCAAGCGCUGAUGGGCGGGGCCGUGAGAGUGAGCGUCCCCUCACCAGCAGGCACCUUGAGCGUGCGGCAGCUGCAGCGUCAGCUCACUGUUCCCGCCUCUGCCCUAAAACUUGCUGCCAAUGCCAACAGACCCAUCCCAAAGGUCACCGCAGGGUCGACUACCCUCGACAUGGGGCCCAGGGAAAAUCAUGAUCAAGAGAAACCUCCGUUAAACAGUCUAACAGACAAAACAGUUGCUAUGGAGGUGACGUAGCCCCGCCCCUCAAGCGUUCACACACACCUCCUCUCAAUCGAGGCGUCUUCUUUAGGUGCUAUGCAUCAUAGCGACGCUGUGUCCGUGGCAGCCGUUGGGACUUAAUUGCAAUGCUCAUCUUUGUUUUUAUCUUUUUCCAAAAUUUUGUUACUGUUAAGAUAUCAACAUCUGUAAAUUAUGAAAUAUGGAAAAUAUUCUAUGUACAUACACAUUUGUAAUACACCCCCUUGUAUAUAACAUUACUUGAAUACAGAAAUUGUUCAUUUGUGAUGUUUUGCACUUGGGAAAAAAAAUCAGAAAAAAACCUGCGAUUUUCGUAGUGUUUGUGCGUGUGUGUGUGUCGGAGAUUGUGAAUGUUUGUGUGACUGUAUCUGAAUGUAUGUGUCACGUGCAUGGUGCAAAACCUGCUGUUUUAUCUAUUUAUUGUGAGGUGUUUACAAAUUUUUUUUUUUCUUUUAAAUUCAGAUUUAUUUUUAUUUUAUUUUUUUUAAUACACUGUAACCUCUUGGGUUUCUGUGCAGCAUGUGUGUGUGCAUGUAGUAGUGUAUGUGUAGCAGUUGUAUGUGAACAUCUCAUGGAAAAAAAAAAGCAGCAGCUCUCUCACACUCUCUCUAUCACACUCUCUCUCUCUCUCUCUCUCUCUCUCUCUCAUAUGUGGCUGCUCCCACUCCACUCAAGCACUAUUUUUAAUUUUUUUUUUUUUUUUUUUUUUUAAACAAUGCUGCUUUUUGUGUGAUUCUUUGUAUGAGUCGGGGUUUUUUUUUUCUGGAAUCUGAGAGGCCCUUUUUUAUUUGGGGUUUGUGAAACUUAAAUGGGUUUAUUUUUAUUACCUCUGUUUUGAUGACUGAUUGUAUGUCCCCUGUGUUAAGGAGCGAGUCUGUUAUUUGUGCGUAACAGUAGUUCAUAAGGGAGAGGACUACAGUGACAUCUCAGUAUGUUUCUUUAUCAUCAUCAUUCCACUUUAUAUGAAAACAAGGAAAACGAACAAAAAAGGGACAUUUUGUUUCCUGUAAGACUUCAUGGUGGCGCCCGUCCUGUGGGGCCAGCAUGAGCUCUCUUCUGUGAAGAGGACGGUACUUCACAAGGCUACUCGUAGUUGUUGUUUGUAUGUACCAAAAUCUGAAUGCCCGUUCCAAUGGCAUCAUCUAUCUUUGAGGUGUUUUUUUUUUAAUAAGUCCCACCUGGAAGAAUAAAUAAUAAUAAUAAAAAAAAAAACUUAUGACAAAUGACAAAACAAUGUUUAAUAAACCCAGGGCAUUAAGUGUUUGACCAGCA